Molecule: messenger RNA, 1283 nt
Organism: Drosophila ananassae
Lineage: Eukaryota; Metazoa; Arthropoda; Insecta; Diptera; Drosophilidae
Exons: 2
Coding region: 151-1200 (349 amino acids)
Source: RefSeq, a predicted model, not a curated record
CAAAAUCCAGAUCGAAACGAACGCUUCAAGAGAAAACAUCUAUCGCUGCUUAAAACGGUUAUACAUUCUGAUUUGAUACAAAAAAUUUAAAAAUUAUCUUAAAUUUGAAUGAGAUUUGCUUUGUAAAACAAAAGGUUAUACAAUAAAGUGAUGGAAGAACAUCUUACCUUUUCCGAUGGCUUGGAGGAGAAGCCAAGAUGCUCUGAUAAGUCCCUGUCUCUUGACGAAAGAAACCAGGAUACCAGUACUCUAAUCAAAUACUCAUAUUCGGACAGAAGAUCUGCUGGAAAUAUACUCCGGCGUCAUGAGGCUUCGGAUAUCUCAAUCCCCACGACUGAAUGGUUAAAGAAGGUGGUGUGGGCCAGAAAGGUUCUGCCCGAUUUUUAUUCUACAAAACAUAAGUCUGAGUCCAAGAGACAGAGUGCCAAAGAGUGUGCAGAACCUUCAGCCAAGCGGUCGAGGAUGCAAGCUGGCAAAUCCUUUGCAGAAAUGGCCAAAGAAAAAAAAUUGAUCGGGGUCCUGGAUCAGGGGCACUCCGAAGGAAAAAUUUUACACAGCAAUUGGAAAUGGGUGGAGGCAGCCCUGGCUAGAAUUUGCAUGGGGAUGAUUGAGCGCGAUCCUGGUUCAAUCCCGGCUUGCAAGGACGUUGGCUGGUAUCAGGGAAACAUAAAAAUAAUUGCGUGUGACGAUCAGCGGUCUGUUGACCUUUACAAGUCCGCCGUCCUAAAGGUUGGGGAAGUCUAUCCUGGAGCCAGACUCAUCGCUGUCGAUUGGAGUGAGAUACCAAGGAGGCCUCGGGCACGUUUCUGGACCCCUGCCAGCAUCCGGGAACCGAAACAGAUUCUCAAGAUGCUGCAGUGCUGUAAUCCCGACAUACCCACCCAGGACUGGCAGGUGCUUAAAGUGGAUGAGAUGGAGGGACCCACCAACCAGGCUGUCAUACUCUUGAAUAAAGACUCUUUGGCCCCCAUUGAAGCCUCAAAGGGUAAGCUUAAUUUUGGUUUCAGCACCGUACACGUAAAGGUCUACAAGUCCGAUACAGCCCAAGGAUCAGUUUCGAUGGGAUCCGAGAAUCUUGAGGUUUCAGGCGAAGAUGGCUACUUGACGGAUACGUCAAUUUUGCGACGGGGAAUGGAGUCCUUAUGCACAGGGGCAGACCUAUCUGACGAGUCGGAUUUGGAUGCAAUAAACCUUUACUAAUCUAGCAAUGAUUUAUAAAAAUGUUACUUAUAAGACAAAGUAUACAGUUUUAUAAAUAAAAUUAAAUAUGUUCCGAUAAGAGG